UACGUGCGUAGUCAGGUAGGCAGAGUACACGCUGCACGAUGGACAAGCAACUGGUCGCACUCUCCGCACUCGUGGCGGCGUUCCUCUUCCUCGCGCCCGACGUGCACGCUCAGACGACAACACAGAUCCUGUUCCAGGUGUUUGAUUUGAACAGAACAUUUCGCACACAAUCAAACACGCACCCUGUGAUGAGUAGUUAACCAUGCAUGCUCUGCUUUCUUCAUUUGGUGUGCACGGUGCUGCGCGUGCUUGAACUUGAAGGGAUUCAACUGGGAAUCCUGGAACAGGCAGGGCGGCUGGUACAACGCGCUCAAGGGCCGGGUGGCCGACAUCGCCGGCGCCGGCGUCACGCACGUCUGGCUGCCCCCGCCCUCGCACUCGACUGGGGCCCCGGCAUGGUCUGCCGCGAUGACACCAGCUACUCCGACGGCACGGGCCACCCGGACACGGGCGCCGACUUCGCCGCGGCGCCCGACAUCGACCACCUCAACCCGCGCGUGCAGCGGGAGCUCUCCGAGUGGCUCGCCUGGCUCCAGAAGGGCGUCGGCUUCGACGGCUGGCGCCUCGACUUCGCCAAGGGGUACUCGCCGGCCGUCGCGAGGGCGUACGUCCGGAGCGCGAGGCCGGGCUUCGUGGUCGCGGAGAUAUGGAGCUCCCUGAGCUACGACGGCGACGGCAAGCCGGCGGCCAGCCAGGACGACAAGCGGCGGGAGCUGGUGAGCUGGGUGAGGGAGGUGGGCGGCCCGGCGGCGACGGCGUUCGACUUCCCCACCAAGGGCGUCCUGCAGGCCGCGGUGCAGGGCGAGCUGUGGCGGAUGCGGGACAAGGACGGCAGGGCGCCCGGGAUGAUCGGGUGGCUGCCGGAGAAGGCCGUCACGUUCGUGGACAACCACGACACGGGGUCCACGCAGAGGAUGUGGCCGUUCCCGGCCGACAAGGUCAUGCAGGGCUACGCCUACAUCCUCACGCACCCAGGGAUUCCCUGCAUCUUUUACGAUCACGUGUUCGACUGGAACCUGAAGCGAGAGAUCACGGCGCUGGCGGCGGUGCGGCGGCGGAACGGGAUCAAAGCCGGGAGCAAGCUGCGGAUCCUGGCGGCGGAGAGCGACCUGUACGUGGCGAUGGUCGACGAGAGGGUCGUCGCUAAGAUUGGGCCGCGGUUCGACGUGGGCGGCGUGAUCCCGCAGGGCUUCAAAGUCGCCGCCCACGGUGAUGGCUACUGCGUCUGGGAGAAGAGCCGUAGGUAGUCACUCAGACCGCCCGCCGGCGCUAGCAACUAGUAGUAGCUACAUGGAAGGCCUAAGGUAGUUUAUUGUUUUAAGCGUGGGGAAUGUUUGUUUCAGAUUUUCAGUAAGUCAAUAAACCUGGAAUAAUGUUUUGCGUCAUGUUGUGAUCAACUGC
Messenger RNA from Panicum virgatum (switchgrass), 1401 nucleotides. RefSeq names its product alpha-amylase isozyme 3A-like. The transcript has 2 exons. The coding region runs from base 207 to 1247 and encodes 346 amino acids. Gene Ontology annotation, biological process: carbohydrate metabolic process. The record is from RefSeq and is a predicted model, not a curated record. Lineage: Eukaryota; Viridiplantae; Streptophyta; Magnoliopsida; Poales; Poaceae. Gene Ontology annotation, molecular function: alpha-amylase activity; calcium ion binding.